CAUGUGGUCAUAUCACCGGUAGGGGUGAAGGAAAACUUAAUCCAUUUGAAUAUAUAUAUAUAUAUAUAUAUCUUUUUUGUUUUGGUAAAGUUUGAAUAUAUACAGCUCACUACACCACAGUGUUAUCCUCUUCACUUUUGGUUAUCAUAAUCAAAUGCAAGACCUUGAAAUGGAACUAAUGAUGAAGAUUACCUACAAAGGAAGGCUUGUCUUGUCACAGAUGGAAAUAAAAGAAGUGGAAGUGAAACCAAAUUAAUAUUAGAUGAAAACUUUCAUUACGUAAUAUGAUUAUAUAAUUAACUUAAAAUUAUUUUAUUUUUAAAUUCAUAUUCUUUUUGUUUGAAAAGGAAACUAAAUGUUAUAUUAGAAGAUACAUAUUAUCAAAUAUUUUUAAUUUAAUUAUUACAUAAUCAAUUUGUCAUAUUUGUUUUUAAAUCUAGUGGACUGCGUAAUUGUAAUCAUGAGUACAUGCCUUUUUAUAUUUGUUUUUAAGACUUAAGAGGGUAUAAUCAAAUCUCCUUUCCAUGUGAUACUGAUAGGUGCACCAAGACCAUACAUUAUUCCUAUACCCUCUUAAGUCUUAAGCUAAGGAAUGCUUGCCUAUUUAAGAAAUGUUCCAUCUUAUAAGUUUUUAAGUGAAAGGAUAAGAUUACAAAUUAUUUAACAUCAUAUAAAAAUAAUAAUAAGACUAAUUUUAAUUUUAAACUUAAAUAAAGUAAUAUUAUAAUUUUUUUUUAAUUAAGUUGUUCGGGUCAGUUUACGCCCACCUCAACGAAUCUUUAACUCAUGAAUCAUGGUGCUAAGAUUUUCCUUCCGGUUUAUUUUUAUUGUAUCUGAAAUCUGAAUUAUAAAUUCAUUCUCAAGUUUAGAAAAGAGGGAUUUUCUUCCUCCAAAUUAAGAACUCGUCUAAAAUAUUAAUAAAUUGAUGUCCAAUUUACUCUAAUGGGAGCUAAUUCAGCAGCAGGAAUCGAAGCAACUGCAGCUUCGCCAAUGGUGGAAGGGAAUCAUAAUUUAUAAAUUUACCAUCAUCCUACACUACACCGCCAACUCAACACUCUGGAGAUGACUGAGAUCAUUUUCGGCAACAGAAAUUAGCAUUCUUUACAUGCGAUCAUCGUCUGUAUGAGAAGUUCUUAACAACCGUCUCGUUUUGUUCUUCACCAGAGACGAUAGGGGUUACUUUUUUCAAGUUUGCAGACAAAUGUCUGAAGAGCAUGAAAAUCAUUUACCAGGAGUGAAAUUAGGAAAGCAGGGAUUAGAGCUAUUUUUGUUGACCAGGUUUCCAGUUGGGAUUUAGAUGUGCCGGCCUAACUGGAGGUUUUCAUGAUCCUCUACCAGAGGAAGUUGUAAUUCAACUCAUUAAGGAUGCUUUCAGUAAGGGAAUUACAUUUUUUGAUACCGCAGAUGUGUAUGGAGCCAAUGCUAAUGAAAUUCUUGUUGGGAAGGCCUUCAAGCAGUUGCCAAGAGACAAAGUCCAACUUGCAACCAAAUUUGGCAUUGUUAGUGCUACCCCCUCUGCACCGAGUCGACAAAUCAGCUCCAAUAGAGCACACUAUGGGAGAACUUAAGAAGUUAGUUGCAGAGGGGAAGAUAAAGUACAUUGGAUUAUCUGAAGCAAGUCCAGAUAUAAUACGAAGAGUGCAUGCUGUUCAUCCCAUUACAGCAGUACAAAUGGAAUGGUCUUUGUGGACUCGGGAUAUUGAAGAAGAGAUAGUCCCACUUUGCAGGGAACUUGGCAUUGGGAUAGUGGCGUACUGCAAUCUUGGUCGUGGGUUUUUUGCUGGGAGAGCAGUUCUUCCUGCAAAUGGUUACUUGGGACAACAAAGGUAAAAAAUCUCUAUGAUAAUAUUGGUUCCAUAGAAGUGAAGCUCUCAGAAGACGACGUAAAAGAGAUUUCUGUUGCGGUACCAACGGAAGAAGUGGCAGGGUGUAGAAUACAUGAAAGCAUAUACCAAGACUAUGCAUGGAAGUUUGCGAAUACACCUAUGAAGGAUAGCAACAUAUCCGUGGGCAAACAAGCUAUUGAUUAAUGGACAAAGUUUUAGCGGUGAAGGAAAACGUGAUCAAGAUGUGAACCACCUCUCUCCCUCCUAUGGCCCUAUUACCUCAUUUAUGAUGACUUUGAUCUGAACAUCAAUUUAAGAAUUUGAAACAUUGGUAUUUGCCAUGGGCAAUGGAUCGUUCAUGGUGCUAAUGACCUCCUAGGGUAUGGGAUCCACAUCCAAUGGAUAGUGCGAGAUUGUUGUAGAAAGUCAUGUCUUGGAGAGGAGCAGGCUA
This is a messenger RNA of Macadamia integrifolia, 2277 nucleotides long. Its product is annotated as probable aldo-keto reductase 1. The transcript has 8 exons. Bases 1366 to 1830 code for a protein of 154 amino acids. NCBI's taxonomy places the organism in Eukaryota, Viridiplantae, Streptophyta, Magnoliopsida, Proteales, Proteaceae. The record is from RefSeq and is a predicted model, not a curated record. Gene Ontology annotation, cellular component: cytoplasm.